UGAUCUCCUUCUUGUCAUUGCAGUUUAUAACUUGCAAAGAAGAAGCAUGGAAGAUGACUUGGUUAUGGGGCAUAUCAAGUGGCUCCUUAUGUUUGUCAUUUGCUUUUCAGGCAGAAAUGCUAAUUGUGACCUUUCCAUAAACAUGAAGAAGAUUGUGACAGGAGUACGUGGUCUCUCAGUGGACAUUCCCUGCACUUAUACACCAUCCAAAGAUUAUGAGGUGGUGGAGGUCGAGUGGGUUUUAGACCAUAAAGUCAUCAUUCAUCGCAUUGAGUCACAAGACCACAUCCCACUCGUUGAGUUCAGAAAAAGGGUGGAAAUAUCCAAAUCUGCAGGAGAUGUGUCCCUGAGUAUCAGUAAACUGACCUUAGGGGACAAGGGUGAUGUCAAGUGCAAAGUUACCUGGAAGAAAAAUGAUGGGGCUAAAAUUUCAAAGGAGGAAAUCACUAAACUUAAAAUACUCAGAACCAUACCAAUUACUAAAAAACAUGAUGCUACCAUUUCAUCCGAAGUGACAAGUAUUCCACAUUUUGGUACAGUCAGUACAAUGGAAAUCACUAAACUUACAACUAAUAUGAAGGUCCGCAAAGGAACAAUUGUGACCCCCUUAUAUACCACAGAACUAUUCAAUACUAAUGCAACAAAAAAAAAAGAAGGUUUCGGGAUACCAUUAUACAUGCUUGUAGUUAUUAUAAUAUGUGUUUUAUGCAUCAUGACUUUAGCUCUUGUCCUCAUCAUCAAAAAGAAGAAAAAAAACAUCUAUAAUUUACCAACGAUGAAUCAGCUGUUGGCUCUAGAAGGUGCUGGAAAUGGAUGCCAAUCAUGUACUAAUGAAAUGACAGCCAGUAACGUCUACGAAUCUUCCAAUCCUCCUCCAGUUUCAGUAUAUGAAGGAAUAGUUCUUCCCUUUUCCAAUGAAUAUGAUUUGCUUAUAACUGAAAGAAUACCAGAAAAUGAUAGCUCUUAAAAUUCUAUGGGACAGCAUUUAAUAAUGCCAUAACAUUUGGAAUAAUCAUUCCUUACCCUAUAAACUAGAUUCAUAUUAGAAUUUUUGGCAGAAAAGUGGCUUGAAAAGUCACAAACUUUGUGUUUGCGACCUUUUAAAUGGGACUUAAAAAUAAAUAAAUUGCAAAUGCCUCUUUUUACGCCGUCCUCGCAGCUUUUCCAAAAAGGGACAUGGCAAGGGCAAGAAAGAGGCAUGACCAACACCUGAGAAAAAUUUAUCAUCAUUUACACCCGUUUUCUGAUACAAAUGAAGCCAGAAAUCUAAGGCAGCUCUGAGUUGUACAUUUCUCUUUAGGCACACAGACUACAGGAAGAUGCACCUAAUUUUUGAAGGGCCUGCACCUCUUCAUAAAUGUUUUGCAUUCUCUGACACUGCAGAGAAUACCAAGACCAGCACAAAAAGCUCCUGUCUUGAUAAAUCUAACCCAUAGUGUCCAAUGAGGUUAUGUUGUACCUCAGUCUGCACUGUAUU
Messenger RNA from Bufo bufo (common toad), 1477 nucleotides. It is a transcript of the gene VSIG4, whose product is annotated as V-set and immunoglobulin domain containing 4. The transcript has 8 exons. The record is from RefSeq and is a predicted model, not a curated record. Gene Ontology annotation, molecular function: complement component C3b binding. Lineage: Eukaryota; Metazoa; Chordata; Amphibia; Anura; Bufonidae. Gene Ontology annotation, biological process: negative regulation of T cell proliferation; negative regulation of interleukin-2 production; negative regulation of complement activation, alternative pathway. Bases 47 to 967 code for a protein of 306 amino acids.